GGGGCUAGGGCUGCAGUGCGCAUGCGCGCAGUCCGGCUGCGGUCAGUGACUAAGCGACGCUUCACCGAGGCGACUGGAGACGCUGGAGAAAAGCGAGAAAAUGCAGUUUUGAACUCGGAAUCGCUGCUCAGAGGACAGAGAUGUGAUGAAGAGUGAUCGUCCGAUGUUGCAUUAGUGCCUGUGUGACAUGCUGGCCUGUCUGCCGGUAUCAGCCCCCUCUCUCCAGCAUCUCACCCACACGCAGAUGAACACUGGACUUCAGAAAUGGGACACUACGCAGAAGAUGAGAUCUGCACAGUAUCCAACCCCUGCAGAAUUGGAUGCCUAUGCUAAGAAAGUUGCCAACAAUCCACUGACUAUAAAAAUCUUCCCCAGUAACGUGAAAGUACCUCAGAGAAAGCAUCUCCGGCGUACCGUGAACGGUCUUGACACCUCUAAUCAGCGAUACAGCCCCUACCCAUCUCAGGUCAGCACCAGGACAGGCCUCCUGGCCAUAGUCAAAGUUCCUGUUAAAGGAAUCCUCAAGGAGUUCGAGGGCGGCCGAGCCCGCUUUCUCCCCAAGAUCGUCAUGAAUCCGCAGAGUGGAACUUACAGCACUCCGAGCACUUUAAACCUGCCUCAGACUGUUCCUCGUAUGCAGGCCCUCUCCCAGCCACAGCUGCUGGCCCAGAAGAACCUCACCCACCCUCAGAACUUGCAAGCCCAUCAGGUCCUUCCCCAUCCUCAUGCCAUGCCGCAUCAGCAACAGAAGGUCCUGGUUCAUCCUCCCAGUUUACAACAACAACAUCAACAACAACAACAACAACAACCACAACAGCAGCAGCAAAGCCUGGGCCAUCAGCAGACUGUACAUCCAGGUCUGGCUAGCCGACAGCCUGCACCGCAACAUGUUCUCCACCAUCACCACCCACUUGUGCAGCAGCAGCAGCAACACCACCACCACCACCACCAGUCAGGUCCACAGGGCCUCCGGCACCUUCCCGACAUGACGCAGGCCGCCUGCCUGCAGCAUGCCCAGGGUUUCCCCCAAACUCAGCAAGUUCCUCAAGCCACCGGUGCAGGACCUCCAGGCCCCAAUGGCAUCAUGCCACCGCUGCAGCAUCCGCCAGGCAUGCAGGUUCCCGGGAAGCUCCCCGAUGCCGACGCCCCUCCUAAUGUGACCGUGUCUACCUCAACCAUCCCUCUGUCCAUGGCUGCCAACCUGCACCAGAACCGUACCGGCGACCUCAGCAGCAUUGUGCAUCAGAUUAGCCAGUUCUGCCAGGCUCGAGCCGGUGUGAGCGCUACCUCUGUGUGCGAAGGACAGAUCGCCAACCCCAGCCCCAUCAGUCGCAACCUGCUCAUCAACGCCAGCUCACGAGUCCACAGCUCUCUGCCUUCGUGUGCCCUGAGUAACACCUCUGACAAAGCUGGCAAUGCCCCUGCUUUAACACUGCCCAAUUUAGCCGCCAUGAAUAGAAUGCCUAUGUAUCACGACGUGAAGACUCAACAGCAGCAGCAGGUUCAGCCUCAGCUGCAACAACAACAUCAUCAACAACAUCAACCACACCCGACACAGCGAUCAUGGAACCAGCAACAGCUGGCUCAUCUUCAGCCGUUGCCAGACGGAGCACAUCCAGGCGCACACCCAGGCUCACACCCAGGCAAGAACCCGCCUGGUCCCGGCUUCCCCACCAAGAACAUGACCUACCCACAGGACACGUGCAUGGGCCAACCCUUUAGCCUAAAGCCCCCAAUAGACAAACCGACCCCCUCCCCGCCGGUUAGCACCAUGCCAGGGGCUGUGAAUUACAGUAACGGCCUCUACAUGCAGCCGCCGUGGAACAGCAUCUUGCCGACGCCAAACAGCGAUAGCUCAGGGUCUCAGGACCUGGCCAUUCCAUUCCACGGAGGUCUUUCAGGGGCCUCCAUAGACUGUACCCCCGGGGCCCAGUAUAGAUCUGGGGCUGCUGCUGCUGCCGUCGCUGCUGCCGGCGCCGCCGCCUCCACUGCCAUCGUCCAGACGAACGUGAUGCAAACCAUGGAGUACAUGGGUGGCGAUUUCCAGGCCCCCUGCUUCCGAGAGCAGAACGCUGCUGCCAUGAUGGCGAAGAUGCGCAGGGCCCCGGAUUCAGGCGAUAAUCGAAAUGUACAUAUUCAUCACCCAGGGUACAGAUGAGCAGCAGCCUAGUCAGACUAGUCAUUGUUGUUAAGUGUUAGACCUGAUGUAAGGAACCUCUAUCCCUGCUCCUUCUUUUUGUUUCCAGUCUUGCAAGUGAUCUACUGAUUAUUUUUUUGUUUUGUAUUUUUUCGUCUGCUACAAAUAACCUUGACCAUCAGUCAGCAGUAUACUAUACUCCUCUUAAUUAUGUGCAAGCUUCCGGUUGGCUCUUCAGUUUGUGUAGAUUAGAUUAAGAGAAGUAGCCAGUGUUAGCCUCCUAUAUAUUUAUUUGAGUUGUCUUUUUUUUGUCUUGUUAUGUUCUGGUCUAGACUCUGGUGUAGGCUCAGUUGAGUUGACCUUCUAGACGCUUUUGUCGUCUGAUUGCUUCCCUGAACGUGUUUUUUUUUUUUUUUUUUUACGUUCUCAAGGCAGUAAUAUGUGUCUGAUUAAUGGCAUAGAUACUGUCGUUAUUUCCAUAGAGAUCAGUCGCUUCAGUCGUCACCUAUCUGUGUAGUAUCAGUUUACUUGAUUUUCCUUUUAAGAUGAAUAAAAGAAGUGCUAAUACUGACUAAAAAGGCCACACUCGCUGUUCACUGAAGAGAUCGAUUAUUCAGUUAUUGGGGUGCCAUGUUUUUGUCUAAGAAGACUGUUCGCUCUGUGUUUUGAUCUGGCAUUUCUGACACAGUAAUCAAGAGUUUUCCCUUGUUAAUGUUUACAUGUUAAUUUGCGCUUGCAACUGAAUCAGUACAAAGUGCGAAUUGACGCUGGGAUAUGCACCUAUGACGAGACUGUUUCCUGGGGCUGAUGUACGUGACUUGGGCUCAAGUCUUUGAUUGGACUGUUACCACAAGGCUUUUUCUCAGUGCGAGAUGUUUUAAGUUUUAUUUGUUCUUAUUUUAUCCCUUUGUGUUGCCCAGCUUCUUUCCCGUUGUGAUUGUUGCUGGAUUAUCUAUUUCCAAGUUUGCCAUUAGGCUCAGAUGAGUGAUUAUAGUGUCAUGUAGUGGUGGUACCCUGGGCCAGAAACAUCCCAGCUUUGGGAAUGUUUGGAUUUUUACAAUUUUACGUAAAACUGUGUACGUGAUGCAUAGUUUAGUGCACGGUUAUAGUUUUGUUUUUGUUUUAUUUUAGUUUGGAUUAAUUGGGUUAUUGAGUUUCUGAGAAGAGGUGUUUUGAUGUUUGGUUGUAAAGCUAGUUAGGUAUUCACUACAGGAGUUUUUUGACAUUUUCAGGGUAUGUGAGGAGGAUUUAGGAUCUAUAAAAAUAUUUUUUGCAUUUAGUGUUGAUCACUGAAGCUGUGCGUUGUUCUGUAGUCCACGGUAUGCCCAUAUUUGGCACUCUGGCUUUACCUCAUUUUUCUAUGGCAGAAAUGAAUGGUUUUUCGUGAAAAUUGCCUCUGUCAUGUUCUGUGAUCAUUAAUAAAUGUUCAAAAUUUG
Astyanax mexicanus (Mexican tetra) is the source of this 3573-nucleotide messenger RNA. It is a transcript of the gene fam222bb, whose product is annotated as family with sequence similarity 222 member Bb. Bases 188 to 2158 code for a protein of 656 amino acids. The transcript has 3 exons. The record is from RefSeq and is a predicted model, not a curated record. Lineage: Eukaryota; Metazoa; Chordata; Actinopteri; Characiformes; Acestrorhamphidae.